AUGGGAGGGGCUGCCGCUCGUGGCCCUCUCUUUCAAUUCACCAUGCAACCUAUGGGUCGACGACGCCGCUGGCGUGAUGUGGUGGAGCGGGCGCAAUUCAAUGCGCAAUUACGGCAGUUGCGGGAUCCUGUCCCUGGGGACAAUAUUGGUAUGGCCUUGACCGAAGCGCUCCAUCAAGCCAUUGAAACAGAACUCGGUCGCGAGCAGCGACCUGCGCAUCAUUUUGUGAAUUUUGCCAUUACAGCGCAUGGGUUCACCCACGCUUAUCAAACAGCCAAUUUUACCGUGGGGAAGUUUUUACAACGCACGGCUCGUUUGGAUGAGAUGUUAGCCACGUUGGCUGGCAAGUUGAAUAGCAAUGAAGCCUUCAACCCCGAUCGCGGUUUCCAAGUGGAUGUGGUGUUUGUCUCUAUGCCCGGCCCAGGGUCCGGUCGACGCAAAGAACACAAUGCUGGACGUUUAUGCCUGGAUCGAGAAAACAAGAAAAAACAAUGCAUUAUUACCAUCAAAAACAAAGAUGCCCUAUGCUGUGCUCGCGCUAUCGUCACCAUGCGAGCUCAUUGCUAUAAAGAUCAAGGCGUGGACGGGUUUCGCGACUGGGACAAUCUUAAACGUGGUCGUCCUCUUCAGCAACGUCAAGCUCAGGCCCUCCGCAAGUUUUACGGCGACCAUUGCCUUCGUCAUCAUGUGGUCAGCAAACAAUGUCAAUCCAUUAAAGUGUGUCUCAAGUGUCAAGCUCAGUAUAACGUCCUCCCUAACAAACGUCACCAGUGUGGGUACGCCAAGUGUCCUGUGUGUCAAGAAUGGGUGCCCAUUCAAUACCACAAGUGUUACAUUCAGCCCGUGGUCGAGAAUGAGGAAGAACCCACAGAGGAGGGGGGAGGUAGCAUGGUGGCGCCACCCCCACCCCUGUUUGUUUACGCCGAUUUUGAAGCCAUGCAGAAUGCAGAAGGAGUGUUUGUGGCUAAUUUGUUAUGUUAUUCGUCUAGUGAAGAAACCACUAUUCAUGUGUUGGAAGGGGAGGACUGUGCCCUACAAUUUUUUCGCGAUUUAGAUGAUCUCACCGAGGUCCCGGACAGGGAGAGUGAGCGGACCAUUCUCGUGGUGUUUCAUAAUUUGAAAGGCUUUGAUGGCAUGUUUAUUCUGCAUGAACUGUACCAGCAACAACGCGAAGUGGCGGAUCAACUGACGGUGGGCGCCAAAGUGUUGUCUUUCAGGAGUGGAGCGGUCAAAUUCAUUGACUCGUUAUGUUUCCUACCCAUGCCACUGGCCUCGUUUCCCAGCACCUUCAAUUUGACCGAAUUAAAGAAGGGCUUCUUUCCACAUUUGUUUAAUACCCCGGAUCAUCAACAGUAUGUAGGCCGCAUCCCCGAUUUGGAAUUUUAUGAUCCUGAGGGCAUGAUGGCCAAAAAGAAAGACGAACUGACGCGUUGGCAUGCCGACCAAGUCCGUCGUAACGUGCGGUUUGAUUUCCGUCAAGAAAUGAUGGACUAUUGCAAAUCAGAUGUGGCUCUGUUGAAAGCGGGGUGUGAAGCGUUUCAGCAAGAAUUUGAAUGGCAGGCUGGUUUCAACCCCAUGGCCAAAUGCAUUACGAUUGCCAGUGCCUGCAAUCUGUAUUGGCGCAAGCACCAUUUGACCCCCGACACCAUUGCUGUCGAACCGCUUGGGGGAUGGCGAGGCGCCCAAGUCAACCAAUCCCUCAAGGCCCUGCAAUGGCUGUAUUACCAAGAACACCUCCUUCCCAAAGAGGGGGCUAGUGCCGAUCGCAUUCGUCAUGUUCGUAACGGAGGCGAGCAGUUUGUCCGGACCCUCGUGAACAGUUAUUUCGUCGAUGGUUACGAUCCUCUGACCCGAACCGUCUACGAGUUCCACGGUUGUCUCUAUCAUGGCUGUCCCACUUGUUAUCCCAUGAGAGAUGUCAAACNCAAUUUUUUCGCGAUUUAGAUGAUCUCACCGAGGUCCCGGACAGGGAGAGUGAGCGGACCAUUCUCGUGGUGUUUCAUAAUUUGAAAGGCUUUGAUGGCAUGUUUAUUCUGCAUGAACUGUACCAGCAACAACGCGAAGUGGCGGAUCAACUGACGGUGGGCGCCAAAGUGUUGUCUUUCAGGAGUGGAGCGGUCAAAUUCAUUGACUCGUUAUGUUUCCUACCCAUGCCACUGGCCUCGUUUCCCAGCACCUUCAAUUUGACCGAAUUAAAGAAGGGCUUCUUUCCACAUUUGUUUAAUACCCCGGAUCAUCAACAGUAUGUAGGCCGCAUCCCCGAUUUGGAAUUUUAUGAUCCUGAGGGCAUGAUGGCCAAAAAGAAAGACGAACUGACGCGUUGGCAUGCCGACCAAGUCCGUCGUAACGUGCGGUUUGAUUUCCGUCAAGAAAUGAUGGACUAUUGCAAAUCAGAUGUGGCUCUGUUGAAAGCGGGGUGUGAAGCGUUUCAGCAAGAAUUUGAAUGGCAGGCUGGUUUCAACCCCAUGGCCAAAUGCAUUACGAUUGCCAGUGCCUGCAAUCUGUAUUGGCGCAAGCACCAUUUGACCCCCGACACCAUUGCUGUCGAACCGCUUGGGGGAUGGCGAGGCGCCCAAGUCAACCAAUCCCUCAAGGCCCUGCAAUGGCUGUAUUACCAAGAACACCUCCUUCCCAAAGAGGGGGCUAGUGCCGAUCGCAUUCGUCAUGUUCGUAACGGAGGCGAGCAGUUUGUCCGGACCCUCGUGAACAGUUAUUUCGUCGAUGGUUACGAUCCUCUGACCCGAACCGUCUACGAGUUCCACGGUUGUCUCUAUCAUGGCUGUCCCACUUGUUAUCCCAUGAGAGAUGUCAAACAUUAUGCAGUGCCGGAUAGAAGCGUCGAGGAACUGUAUCAGGCCACGCUCUCUAAACGCAUGGCUCUGCUCCGAGCGGGUUACACGGUCAUCGAAAUGUGGGAAUGUGAGUGGGACCGACUGGUCGACUAUGAGCCCGCUGUAUCUCAGUUUCUGGCUUCGUUUGAUCUGGUGGCUCCCCUGGAACCUCGCGAGGCUUUUUUUGGGGGACGCACCGGUGCGGUGGCCCUGCACGCCGUGGCUGGGGAGGGGGAGGACAUACGUUAUGUGGAUGUGACCUCCUUGUACCCAUGGGUGAACAAGAACUGCCCUUACCCUAACGGUCAUCCCAAGAUCAUCACCCAACCUGCCGACCAGUCCCUGGCGUCUUAUUUUGGUAUUGCUACGGUGGAUAUUCUACCCCCGGCUGGUCUGUUCCACCCGGUCUUGCCUGUACGCAGUGGUCAAAAGCUCACCUUUCCUCUCUGCCGUGCCUGUGUCCAGUCAGAGCAAGCCCAACCCAUGUUGACUAGAACCCAGUAUUGCCCUCAUUCAGAGGCGGAUCGCACGCUACGUGGGACCUGGUGCACGCCCGAGUUGGUCAAAGCCGUGGAAAAAGGGUACACCCUCAUCAAGAUCCACGAAGUCUGGCAUUUUCCCCCCGAGCAACGCCAAACGGGUCUUUUCGCUGAUUACGUCAAUACUUGGCUCAAGUUGAAACAAGAGUCCGCGGGGUGGCCCAGCUGGUGUCAGACCCUCGAGCAGAAACGAGAGUAUAUUCUCCGCUACCAAGAGCGGGAGGGGAUCCGACUUGAUAUCAGUAGCAUUGUCAAAAAUCCCGGUCGCAAAGCCACAGCCAAACUCAUGCUGAAUAGCUUCUGGGGCAAGUUUGGGGAGCGGAUCAACAAACCCACCACCGUCAGUGUCAGGGACCCCGCCCAUUUGUUCAGCCUGAUCUCUGAUGCAGCCCUCGAUCUCAGUACCCUCCGUCUCUGUACCGACGACAUCUUGGAAGCCGUUUACACCAGUGUCCAAGACAAUGCCGUCAAAGGCACCAAAACCAAUAUCUUUGUGGCGGCGUUCACCACGUGCCAUGCUCGAUUGAAGCUCUACGAGUCCCUGGACACCCUCCAGCAGCAAGUGCUUUACUACGAUACCGAUAGUGUGAUUUACCGAUGGCGUCCAGGUCAACCCUCCAUUACCACGGGCGAUUUUCUGGGGGACAUGACGGAUGAAUUGGACGGAGAUGUCAUCACCGAGUUCGUUUCGGGGGGCGCCAAGAAUUAUGGGUACACGACUCGCGCUGGCAAAGUGGUGUGCAAGGUCCGCGGUUUCACCCUGAACGUCCGCGGCUCCGCCAUUCUUAAUUUUCACACCAUGAAAGAGAACAUUCUCUCGGAACUAGACUCGCCUCAGGACUCUCGCCGGAAUUUGAACAUUACCACGCCUUAUCAUUUCGCACGGGAUCUAGAGAAGAAACAAAUUCAAGUGGUUCCGCGCGUGAAGCAGUAUGGGUUGGUGUUUGACAAGCGUAUCAUUGAUGUGACCACCCGGUCGAGCUAUCCCUAUGGCUACGAGAGGAUUGGGGACGAACUUGAUUUGUUAUUAGAUUUGUAA
Porites evermanni is the source of this 4409-nucleotide messenger RNA. Lineage: Eukaryota; Metazoa; Cnidaria; Anthozoa; Scleractinia; Poritidae. The record is from the annotation of a GenBank genome assembly.